AGGAACAGCAGGACUGUUGUACAUCUGUAAACACUGCCAUCUUACUCUCUCUCUCACUCUCUCUCACACACACACACACACACACACACACACACACACACACACACACACACACACACAACCUUCUAUCUUCCCUCCCCUCCAAUUUCACCCUGUUUUUAAAUCUCUUCUGUUUUUCUUUCAAUCCCUCUGUUUUUCUCAUUCUUUAAUCCUGUACAUUUCCCCCUUCUUCUCCUUUCUAUCCUUGCAUGACUCCUCCCUCAGUUUGCACACCCUUUCUCAAACACACUCACACACACGCACAGCUCAUGCAUACGCGCGCUCGCGCACACACACGCACGCCCUCCUCCCCCCAUCGCUGCAGUGUCUCUUAACUGUCUCGGAGCUAAGAAGAGAGGAAACGGCACACCGACCGCAACAGGAAGGGGGACGGAAAAAGACGGACAGCGUGAGCGCUUCAUCAACGCACGCAUGUGUGUGUGUGUGACGGAAAGAGAGACACACACAGAGAGAGAGAGAGAGAGAGAGAGAGAGAGAGAGAGAGAGAGAGAGACAGAGAGAGAUACACAGACGUGAGGAUGUUGGAGAUUCACAUCAAGGCUCACACGCUCCUUAUCCGUCUCUGAAGGAUCAUCUGCGGUGGUGCUGAAUGGACACACGGAACCCAUGUCUUUGGCUGCCUGAGAAGUGUUGGCUUAUGCAACGAAGAAACAGUAGGACAAUCUGGUGCCCAGAAGUCUGAAAAGUGUGUAUAUGUGUUUACAGAGCAUGAUUUCUGCCCAGCUGUAAGGAGAAAAGACAUUUUACAAAGUAAGAACUGAAGCAAUGUUGAAUAACAUCCGAUGCUCGCGCCUGGUGGAAUACCGAGGAUUACUUGCUUUAUAAAAUGUGGGUGGAUGCAGAGGUGCUUUUGCUUGACCUACACUCUUUCUCUCAGCACUGACAGGCUCACUUUAAGCGUUGCUUUCUGGGGGGGUGUCCCCUGGUAUAACCCCCCAGUGUCUGAGAUAUAAAAAGGAAGCCACAUUGGUGAAGCAGGAUUGGAGUCUGUGUUUUUACACAAUGUCCUGGUAUCGAUGAAUGCCAGUUUGUGAUAGUACAAAGACUAACUGUUGAACUUGGAUGCAUGUAGCCUAAAUCCACUUGGCAAGGUGUAAGGCUUGUGCCUUCUCUUUGGACCUGGGUGGCACAAUCAAAAUUGGACAUUUUUUCCUCAACUUCUUCUAUUUUCUCUUCUUUCCAAACCUUGGAACUUGGAACUGUGGUCUGGACUUUUGGGGUGCUGUGGAGUGUGUGGGUGUGUGUGAGUGUGUGUGUGUGCGGGUGCGGGUGUGUAACCCAUAAUUGACCAUGGGGUGCCGUCAGAGUUCGGAGGAAAAAGAGGCAGCCAGACGCUCAAGGCGCAUUGACCGGCACCUACGCUCAGAGAGCCAGCGACAGAGGCGUGAGAUCAAACUGCUGCUCCUCGGUACCAGCAACUCAGGCAAGAGCACUAUCGUCAAGCAAAUGAAGAUCAUCCACAGUGGUGGCUUCAACCUCGAAGCAUGCAAGGAAUACAAACCCUUGAUCCUUUACAAUGCCAUUGAUUCUCUUACACGCAUCAUCCGAGCUCUGGCAACACUCAAGAUUGACUUCCACAACCCUGACCGGGCCUACGAUGCUGUCCAGCUCUUCGCCCUAACGGGUCCUGCUGAGAGCAAAGGGGAGAUCACGCCUGAGCUUCUUGGAGUGAUGAAGCGCUUGUGGGCUGAUUCAGGAGUUCAGGAAUGUUUCCAGCGCUCCAACGAGUAUCAUCUCGAGGACAACACUGCCUACUACCUGAACGACUUGGACAGAAUUUCAGCACCCGAGUACAUCCCGACUGUCGAGGACAUCCUGCGUUCUCGUGACAUGACCACCGGCAUUGUUGAGAACAAGUUUACCUUCAAAGAGCUCACUUUCAAGAUGGUAGAUGUGGGUGGCCAGCGUUCAGAGAGAAAGAAGUGGAUCCACUGCUUCGAGGGUGUAACUGCGAUUAUAUUCUGUGUGGAGCUCAGUGGCUACGACCUCAAGCUUUAUGAAGACAACCAGACGAGUCGCAUGGCAGAGAGUUUGCGUCUGUUUGACUCCAUUUGCAACAACAACUGGUUCACAAACACCUCUCUCAUCCUCUUCCUCAACAAGAAGGACCUGCUGGCUGAGAAGAUCAAGCGCAUCCCAUUGACCGUCUGCUUUGCCGACUACAAGGGCCAGAACACCUACGAGGAAGCGGCCGUCUACGUGCAGCGCCAGUUUGAGGACCUGAACCGCAACAAAGAGACAAAGGAGAUCUACUCACACUUCACCUGCGCCACUGACACCAGCAACAUCCAGUUCGUGUUCGAUGCCGUCACGGACGUGAUUAUCCAGAAUAAUCUUAAGUACAUCGGCCUGUGCUAGGACCAGUGGAUGGGAGGGGAGACGGGAGAGAGUGAGAGAGAGAGAGAGAAAGAGAGAUAGACAGACAGACAGACAGACAGACAGAUAUCUGGCUUCCCUCACUUAAUUGUUAUAGUGCCAUGGAACCAUGAUGAGAACAGGGACAGGACAGGUGCUACCACCUUGAUCAAGCUUUUACUCAUGAUAAGUUAAUGGUUAUGAAUUUGCAACCUGGUAUACAUGUGUUUGCACUGAAUUCACAUACACACACACACACACACACACACACACAAUCACACACAUACAGUACACACAUUUGCUUUUGUUUACUCACAAAAAACUUGGAAUUCGUUGUCAAGUACCGGUUUGACAUGAAAACACCGGUACGUUAAGACGACAGACACCCAAACAACUCCUGUAACCAAUUACUUCCCAAACCUCUAAGAUAGAGCAAGACUAUCUCGUCCGUCCGACCUCACCGUCCGAUUUCUUCUGUUCUGUUCUGUCCUGUCCGAUUUACACGCGUACUUUGGAAUAAGGUUUUUAAAAAAAAAAGUCUUUAAAAGUUUACUUUUUUAAAACAAUCAUUUUUAAUCAUACAUAACUUACACAAGCAAGAUAACAGAAGUCAAAGAGAAAAAGAAAACUUUUCCUUUCGUUUCUUUCCAAAGGUGAAAACUGCCAAUGUACAAUGUUGAAAUAAUGCAGCUUUUUACACGCUAACACUCAGAUCACCCAUAGAAAAUGCUCUUUUGGUUUUCUUUUUGUUUUCUUUUUAUUUAGGUCUUUUGAUUCCAGCUUGAGAGUAAAUGUCUGAUUUUCGAGGAGUGAUACGUCUGAAUAUUAAGUGUUUCGUAAAGAUCCAAAAGAGACGUAAAUAGUGCCAAUGUAAAUGUAAGUAAAUUGCAAACCCACCCAAAUCCAUUUGGGGUUUUUAAUGUCAAAACAUUCAAAUAUGCAUGAUUUUGUUAUUUUGUAAUUUUGAUAAAUUAUAGUUUGAAUUGUUUACUUAUAUUUAUGAUUUUACAAAUAUACUCCCAACACACCCACCCACUCACACACACACACACACACACACACAUAUAUAUCAAAAUCAAAAAAACACUGUGUACACUUGUACAGCUGUUUUUCCGAGAGGUAUUUAUUAAAAAGAGGACUAUAAGCAUAGUCGGUAACUUGUGUCCGGUUCACACUUGGAUCCGAUACGUGAAUAUAAGUCAACGAUAUGCUGGUGAUUGUAACAAAACAAAAAAGCAAAACAAAAAGAAACCAAAAAAGGAUUUUAAAAAGUAUAUGAGCAAAAAAAAAAAAAAAAAAAAAAAAAAAAAAAAACGAAAAAAAAAAAAAAAACAAGAAGAGAGUCUUAUAUAAGCAGACGAAACCUUCCUCUUUGUUCUGCCGUCAUUUCGAGUGGACGUUGUUCUCAGUAUGGUGUGUAAAUAGUAUGUGAGGUGUUUGUGAGAAAAAAAAAAAUUCACUGCGUGAUCGGCAGAAAAACAGGACCACACCAUACUUUUCUUCUCCUCCGUUUCUUUCAUCCUGGUCCUUCUCCUCUUCGGCUACGAUGAUGUGCGACCAUCCCGUGCUAAGGGCUUUAGGCUUGACUUUACACGAUGUCCAAUGAAUACAAACAGACAAAUAUUUAAAACAAAGUAUAAAAGAACAAUAAAUAAAUAUAUAAAUAAAUAAUAAAAAGAUUAUGCAAA
Tachysurus vachellii is the source of this 4103-nucleotide messenger RNA. RefSeq names its product guanine nucleotide binding protein (G protein), alpha z polypeptide (gene gnaz). Bases 1351 to 2418 code for a protein of 355 amino acids. The transcript has 3 exons. Gene Ontology annotation, biological process: adenylate cyclase-modulating G protein-coupled receptor signaling pathway. Gene Ontology annotation, molecular function: GTPase activity; G protein-coupled receptor binding; G-protein beta/gamma-subunit complex binding. The record is from RefSeq and is a predicted model, not a curated record. NCBI's taxonomy places the organism in Eukaryota, Metazoa, Chordata, Actinopteri, Siluriformes, Bagridae. Gene Ontology annotation, cellular component: heterotrimeric G-protein complex.